UGGGACAGGUGUUUAGGUGGGAAGUAACUUCAAGUUACUAUUACUUGCUUAGGCCCAAAGAUUCUACAAACGACGGCGGGAAAUAAACUAAUAUUUGGCGGGAGUGGUUGCGCACUUUAUUGAAACAAAACAUUACGAAUUCCACUACUCCUAAAUUUCUUUGUUUUGCAGAAAAUAGGGCGAUGGAAGACGAGGCGACGAGGCCUAAAGUGGCGGUGGUGGUGUUUCUGCUGAAAGAUAGAAAGGUCCUCUUAGGGCGGCGCCGCUCUUCCGUCGGCCGCGACACCUUCCCUUUGCCCGGCGGCCACCUUGAGUUCGGGGAAAGCUUCGCGGGAUGUGCGGCGAGAGAGGUGAAGGAGGAGACGGGACUAGACAUAGAAAAGAUCGAAUUCCUAACGGCGACCAACAACGUCGUAACCGAGGUUCACAAACCUCUGCACAUCGUGGCGAUAAUGAUGCGGGCGGUUCUGGCCGAUCCGGAUCAGACCCCGCAGAAUCUGGAGCCGGAGAAGUGCGAGGGCUGGGAUUGGUACGAUUGGAACGAUCUGCCGCGGCCGCUGUUCGGGCCGUUGGAAGCCAUGGCUCGCGGCGGAUUUGAUCCCUUUUCCCGCCAAUUUUCAGAAACGUCAGCUUACUGUAUUGAUUUUUCAGCCGGAAUUUAGGGCACAUGAUAUUUUGGUUUGUAAGAAUGACUAUUUUUUUUGAGAGGUGUAAGAAUGACUAUUUGAGAAGUCUUUAUUGCAUAGAAUUUGAACUUGGAGUUUCAUUGCUGCUA
Messenger RNA from Salvia miltiorrhiza (redroot sage), 775 nucleotides. RefSeq names its product nudix hydrolase 1-like. Gene Ontology annotation, biological process: dGTP catabolic process. Gene Ontology annotation, cellular component: cytosol. Gene Ontology annotation, molecular function: 8-oxo-7,8-dihydrodeoxyguanosine triphosphate pyrophosphatase activity. The transcript has 2 exons. Lineage: Eukaryota; Viridiplantae; Streptophyta; Magnoliopsida; Lamiales; Lamiaceae. The record is from RefSeq and is a predicted model, not a curated record. Bases 183 to 662 code for a protein of 159 amino acids.